This is a messenger RNA of Cyprinus carpio (common carp), 2614 nucleotides long. Its product is annotated as WD repeat-containing protein WRAP73. Gene Ontology annotation, cellular component: microtubule organizing center; mitotic spindle; MWP complex. The record is from RefSeq and is a predicted model, not a curated record. Gene Ontology annotation, biological process: mitotic sister chromatid segregation; microtubule anchoring at mitotic spindle pole body; protein localization to mitotic spindle pole body. Lineage: Eukaryota; Metazoa; Chordata; Actinopteri; Cypriniformes; Cyprinidae. Gene Ontology annotation, molecular function: protein binding.
CACUUCCGAAACAAUAAGCGAGUCGGUAUUAAUUUCGGUUAGAGCUCCUCGAUUGAGAGAGUUGAUUCUAAUGAGUGACUUUUUGUUUUAUCCCGCAAAUGCCUUAAUAAUAGACCAAAAAACUCUUCGGACCAAGUGAGAAAGGUAAACUCAGAAAGGUUUAACACACACCCGCCUAACGUUACCGGGCGAGUCUCUCGAAGAAACCUAUUGUGUGCGGGUCAUAUUUCACCAGCAUGAAUUUCUCAGAGGUCUUUAAGCAGAGCAAUCAACUGUGCAAAGUUUCUCCAGAUGGGAAAUAUCUGGCCACCUGUGUUCAGUACCGCCUGGUGGUCCGUGAUUUCAACAGCCUUCAGAUCGUGCACCUGUACACCUGCCUGGACCCGGUGAUGCACAUGGAGUGGUCCUCUGACUCCCUCUUCAUCCUUUGUGCCAUGUACAAAAGAGGACUAGUGCAGGUGUGGUCUCUAGAGCAGCCGGACUGGCAUUGUAAGAUAGACGAGGGUUCGAUUGGACUAGUCUCAUCACGCUGGAGUCCAGACGGGCGACACAUACUCAACACCACUGAGUUCAGUUUGAGAGUCACCGUCUGGUCCCUGUGCACAAAAUCUGUAUCCUACAUCAAGUAUCCUAAAGCCUGCCAGAAAGGUAUGGACUUCACUGCAGACGGCCGUUAUAUGGCUCUGGCCGAGAGACGGGAGUGUAAAGACUACAUCAGUGUGUUUGUGUGUGAUGACUGGCAUCUUCUCAGACAUUUCGAGAGCGAGACUCAAGAUCUGGCUGGGCUGGAGUGGUCUCCUAACAGCUGUGUGCUUGCAGUGUGGGACAGCUGUCUUGAGUAUAAAAUUCUAUUAUAUUCGCUGGACGGCCGCCUGUUGUCCUCCUACAGUGCUUAUGAGUGGUCUCUAGGCAUAAAGUCCGUUGCUUGGAGUCCCAGCAGCCAGUUCCUGGCCAUUGGCAGCUACGAUGAGAAGGUUCGGAUCCUGAAUCAUAUAACCUGGAAGAAGAUCACACAAUUCGAGCAUCCAGCCACCAUCAUAAACGCCAAAGCUGUGGUGUUUAAGGAAGUAGAGAAAAGACCUGUUGUGGGCAGUGAGGAUCUUUCUAUUCAUCAGCUGACUGUGGAUAAUUCACUAUUUAGCACACAGAGCAAGUAUGAGAUCACACAACUGCCAGCCCAGGUGCCAGUAAUCAAGCCCGAUCCAGACCGAGCCAACCCAAAAAUCGGCAUCUCUGCUCUGGCUUUCAGUGCUGGUAAUCACUACCUGGCUACAAAGAAUGAUAACAUGCCUCAGAACCUGUGGGUGUGGGACAUGCAGAGACUCAGUCUGCUGGCCGUCCUGGAGCAGACGGCUCCUGUGCGCUGCUUUGUCUGGGACCCACACAGACCUCGACUGGCUCUCUGCACCGGAAACACCAAAGUUUAUCUGUGGUCACCAGCUGGCUGCGUGUCUGUGAAUGUGCCAGUAGAAGGCAGUUUUCAGGUGCAGUCUCUGUUUUGGCACUGCAGUGGCAGCUCACUGGUGCUGCUCUCGAAAGAGCACAUCUGCCUGUGUUACGUGGAUGCAGAGGAGGAGAAAUAAACCAGAGCUCUUCAUCACACUCCCCAGAGCCGGUUUCUACAAUACAGGAGCAGCGUCUGCAAUCCUGUAAGAGAUCUGCUCUCCAAAGAACUCAGGCUAAACACUGUGUCUGUCUGCAAAUACACUACAAAUACAGGUGGGGUUUUUAUAACUUUGUUUCAGCUUGACACAAAAAUUAUUUUCAAUAAAGCACAUGCUAUAAUAGUCUUUGAGGGAGUGAAAUGUGGUUUGUGUUCUCAGGCAGAGCACUAGCAUGUACAGAUAUUAAGCAUAUAUAGCAUGUGUGAUUCUCCAGCACCAGCAUAGUGCAAAUGAACCGAUGCUUUCACUCACAUCUGCCUUUUAUGGCCUUAGACAAGCUAAAAAAAACACUGUUUUUGAGGACCAAAUAUAUCAUACAAACAUCACAUUUAUGUCACUUUAGAUUUGAUUUGAUUUAGAAGGUUUUUUUUUUUUUUUUAGAUGAAUGUGAAUGACAAUGUCUGUUGUGUCUUUGUUUUUCCUUAAUGUUUAAGGUUCCAAAACUAGAUUUAUUUUUAUAAAUUUAGAGCUAUUUGUAAUAAAGUUUUCUACACUGAUGUUUCCCAUAGGUUUUGUCUUUCUUCUACAGGUGAACAUGUCAAGAACAAUUCACAAAUAGUAUUACUGUAAUAGACUGCUAAUGAAUUAAAUACUAUAAAUAAUACCAAGAUUUCUAAAUACUUUCAUUUAGAUUUAAUUAAGAUUUUUUUUUUUUUUUUUACAUCGUUAAUUUGUGUGAACAAUCUCACAAUGGAAAACAUUUUGUAAAAAUAAGACGCAACAAAUGAAAAGUGUUAAAAUAACCAUAAUUUUACUUAAAGCAUGAUGUUUAUAUUACAUAAAUCAGUGUGAUGAAAUCCAGGCAACAAAUUUUAAAGAUGAUUUCUAAAAUUAAAUUUAAACAAACCUGGAGGAGUUCAGAUCUAGGCUUGAUUUGAUUUGGGUAACACAAACAAUAUUAUACUAUAAUAACAUGGAUGAGUUGGUAUGCAAAUAAUUUUUCACUUAAA